AUGGCCCGCUGCUCGUUCGUUUUGCUCGCCGCCGCGCUGGCGUUGGUCGCAGCCCGGAGCCGCCUGCUCUCCCAGCUGGACGCCAUCGACGUGGACGAGGUGCUGGCAAACCCGGCCAGGGUGGACGCCGCCGUCAGCUGCUUCCUCAGCGACGCCGAUCACGACUGCAACCUCAGGUCCAGGGUCGCCAAGAGUCUGAUUGCGGAGAUGGUGAAGACCAACUGUGGUGAGUGUUCAGAAGGACAGAAGGCCGACAUCACAAAAUUCCUGGCGUUCAUAUCUAAGAAUAAGCCACAGGAGAUGAGGCAGCUGCAUGCCAGAUACGACCCCAACGGCGAAGCUCUGGCGAAGUUUGGCGACGGCUGGAGGCAGAAGGGCAUCAGCGUCUGA
Molecule: messenger RNA, 390 nt
Organism: Schistocerca nitens (vagrant locust)
Lineage: Eukaryota; Metazoa; Arthropoda; Insecta; Orthoptera; Acrididae
Product: ejaculatory bulb-specific protein 3-like
Exons: 2
Coding region: 1-390 (129 amino acids)
Source: RefSeq, a predicted model, not a curated record